Messenger RNA from Misgurnus anguillicaudatus (oriental weatherfish), 5745 nucleotides. RefSeq names its product AT-rich interactive domain 3A (gene arid3a). Gene Ontology annotation, cellular component: nucleus. Gene Ontology annotation, molecular function: DNA binding. NCBI's taxonomy places the organism in Eukaryota, Metazoa, Chordata, Actinopteri, Cypriniformes, Cobitidae. The record is from RefSeq and is a predicted model, not a curated record. Gene Ontology annotation, biological process: regulation of transcription by RNA polymerase II.
CUUGUGGCAGGGAACGUCGCCCAAUGUAUACAUCGCACCAUAUAGCGUACGUACGUAUAGCUCUCGUCCGACGGGGGUCUACAGACUCCGUGUGCUUUAUUGAACAGAUUUUAACGACCGAAGCGACUACAACACAAGUUUAGGGCCCAAAACGCGAGAUUUUUGGUGUAAAGGUCAUCGUAGUUUGUCAAACUCAAGGACCUUUCUGCCCUCAUUACCGUUGAGUCAUUUGUGGAUGUUUCCUAUAGAGUGGGGGAAGGCAGCCAUUGAUUCAGAGCUUUGGAAUUUGCAUCUGAUUGCUAUUUGUCAACCAAUGGCUUAACACAGCGACCGCGGGCACCGCCUCAGAUCAGACGCGCAUAUGAUGUUACAGCCAAUUUAACCUCUAUAUCCAAAUCUAAUGAGGAAGAGAGAGGUGCUGCACAGAAGACACGGGUUGUUGAGCUAAUGUACACCUUUAUGUAUUCGUGACUUUAGCUAAUAUUGACUUGAAAGAGCGCCGCGAGCGCGUCGUUUUAACGGGGAAAUCGGGAAUGUUCCUUCCGCUUCCCGAGAAAAAACUCAACGGAAGUUGAACUGGUGAGUGAAGUAGGCCCUUUGUGGGGGUCGUCCUCCCACUUAAAGUAAAGUAGAAGACCAACCAUUCCGGCUUGUUAUAAAAGCCCCGCCCCUCUGGAUCAAGUCUACAGAAAGUGGUCCAGCCUGUCUUCAGCAGUGGGGGGAAGUGAAGGGGGCAGAAUCCUAGCGCGUCCUGUUUCGCAGGCAAUGAAGCUGCAGGCCGUGAUGGAGAACCUGCACAGACAGCAGAGAGCCAAACUGCUGAUGGAGCAAGCGGGGCAGUCAAACGGCCCCGCCCCUUCGGGGGAGGAGCUAAAACUGAACUCCACUUCCGAUGCGGAGCAAGCUCAAAUGGCAGCUCUGGCUGCCAUGCGCGCGGUAGCGGCUGGACUUCAAAGGGCCGACAGCCCCAUGUCUGACCGCAGCAGUGGAGGAGAGGAUGAUGAGGAAGAUGAUGAUGAUGAAGACGAGCAAUACAAUCAUAUGAUGGGGUCUGAGGAGGAAGAGCAAAUAAAGCAGAAAUGGGAUGAAGAUGAUUUCGAGGGCGAGAUGGAAGAGGACUACGACGACGAUCUGGGCGACGAAGGGCUACCGUCGGGUCGUGAGGCCGUCACCCCCGGCAGAGGUAUUCUUCUCUUACCCCACCGCCAAAUGCACCACUCCUCUCAGCUGCUGAAAGCCAGAGCCGGUUCUGAAACCGAACCACGUGCGCUGGUGCACUCCGCUCAUUCGUCCCACGGGCCGCCUCAUGGGCAGGAUCACGCAGACUGGACCUAUGAGGAGCAGUUCAGACAGCUCUAUGAACUGGACAGCGACCCAAAGAGGAAGGAGUUCUUGGACGAUCUGUUUAGCUUUAUGCAAAAAAGAGGGACGCCGGUGAACCGGAUUCCCAUCAUGGCUAAGCAGGUGUUGGACCUUUACAUGUUGUACCAGUUGGUGACGGAAAAGGGGGGCCUGGUUGAGGUCAUAAAUAAGAAGCUGUGGAGGGAGAUCACGAAGGGACUGAGCCUGCCCACCUCCAUCACCAGCGCGGCCUUUACUCUCAGAACACAAUACAUGAAGUAUCUGUACCCUUAUGAAUGUGACAAGAGGAGUCUCAGCAAUCCCAAUGAGUUGCAGGCGGCCAUUGACAGCAACCGGCGCGAAGGACGCAGGCAAGGCUUCGGCGGCUCGCUCUUCACCUACUCGCCCAACGGGACGCCCACCAUGCUCUCCUCACCCAAACUCUCCAUGCAACACAUGGGCAUCACCCUGCCCAGCAACGGUGCUUCGCUUUCAUCCUUACACAAAAUUAAAAAGGAUGACGAUGGGAUUCAGCAGCGUAUACCCGUCUCUCUUGCUUCUCACUCUGUAGCCGCGGCCCAGGCGGCGGCCGCGCAGGCCACCCUCGCCCAGGUGGCGGCGCUCGAGCAGCUGCGGGACAAGCUGGAGUCAGGCGAGCCCCCGGAAAAAAAGAUGGCGCUGCCGCUGGAGGAACACCAGCGACUUUUGCAGAGAGCCCUGCAGCACAACCUGCUCGCCAUGACUGCACAGAUACCCAUGAAUAUACGCAUCAACAAUCAAGAGAGCAAGCCAGACUCCGCCCUCAACCUGACCACCAAUGGCUUAAACAGCAUCAGUAUGUCAGUGGAGCUUAAUGGAGUCGUCUACACCGGUGUCUUGUUCGCCCAGGCGGCAGCGCAGACCUCAUCAGGGGCAGCUAGCAAAUCCUCCACGGGCAAUAGCGGACCUCAGUCGGUUCUCCACACGCCUACCUCAUCAUCCUCAAACAACCAAUCGCCUUAAAACCUCAGACUCUCCCUCUCAGGGCAAAACCAAAGCCAAAAAACCUCAGUUACUACAGAAGAUAUGCCAAAAAUACAUAGCAAGGAUGCAGGAAUAAAUCAAAGGUUCUCAACUUGAAGUACACUAGCUCAGGUGUUUUAUUUACACUCUCCUUUGUUCAGGAGCCAAAAUCUUAAAAAAGCAAGAGUUUAUUAUAAAGAUGAUGAUAUAUAUAUAAAAUAUAAAUAUAAUGUAUAUGCAAAACCUGUGAAAUAAUUUAUUUCUCUUUCUGCGAGCACACUGUCUGGCAUAAACGAAAAGGCAGUUGGAUUCUGCUUUAUAGGGUUUUAUAGUCUCCGACUGACGAAAGCUUUUCAUCUUCAGGAAAACCAUAACAAUAGUAUUAUUGUUAUAACAUGUGAUGCAAACUGCUUAAGGGUCUAUACUUAUAAUAUAUUAUUGUAUCUGUUGUUGUUGUUGUUUUUUUUUCUUUAUGUAUCUGCAGUGCCUUGUGAAGGUUUUUCUCCAGCACGGUUUGGACGUGCUGUUGUUGACGGAUGGAAACGAUGCAGAGUUUGAUCUGAAGUUAUUUUUUUACUUUAAUUAUGAGUAUUCAACUUUUUGGAUCUUCUGUGAUGGCGUCGACGAUCUUAAUAUCAGUAAUUGUGAACAAUCAGGGUAAAGGAGAGAGAGAAGACCCUCGGUGCGUUUGUAGAUGUGUAUACUUCCGUUUGUAACCCGUUUUAUUGUUUAGCUAUUCACGAGUCGACUACUGGCAAACUGUGGUGGUCAUGUUCUCCGUAUGCGUUGACGUUAUCUGGGACUGCCGCGGCCUGCGCGCUUUUCACCCAUAGUUGGUCUAGCGUAGAACCGUAAAAAGAUAUCAGGUUGUUUUACGUGUUUUGAUGUAGGCUCGGUCAAUAAUCACAGUUUGAUGAUAGGUUCACUUUAAGCACAGUCCCGAGUAUCGCUGAGGGGUCAAAUAAUGCCGCCUGUGCUUAAUUUUAAAACGCCAGGACAGUUGUUGCUAACAUAUUUGUAUUUUAACCCAAAAAUAACAAUUAAUAGAUAGAUUUAAGGUGAUUUAAGGAACCAUCGUCACACGGCUCGAAAUCUUUUCUCCUUGAAGAUAAAGAGAUGGAGAGGAAGUGGUUUCUUGUUUUCGGUGAUAUUACAUCACAUCCUGCAGGGUUGUUUUUGAUUUAAUGUUCCUGUCAACAUGUAGCUGUAAUUGAUGUGUCAAGCUCUUCUAGCAUUACACUGUAUGCAAGGUCAAAAUGAUGUGGGUUGGGGUUAAACGUUUAGAAACCGGGUCUGGCGACUGUUGAUAUGAAGGUGAAUCAUUUUGGGAUUUUAAGGAAAGUUAGUCAUAGGAGAGGUACCAAAGUGGGUGGUACCUUCAGGUCAAUAAGGCCCUUAUUUUUGAUCUAAAACGGCUUUUAGUUUUAGUGUUAAAUGCCUUUAUCCUAUUUAGGAUCAAACCCGCAUCACCAGCCCUCUUCUGUGUUCUGUAUUGCAUUUUACUACAGUUUUAUAUAUCACCACACCUCAAUAUAACACGUCUCAAAGUGAGAACAGCCAGAAUCUCUCUACCUCAGACAUAUUUAUCAGCUAAAAACCAUUAACAGACCCAGCUUGUCAUGUUUAUGUGAAUCAAAUAUACGGGGCUGGGGCUUCCUUUAGCAACACUUGAAUUGUAAAUUUUAUCUCCUCCAUGUAUUAGCCACGAUUCAUCUAUUCAUGCUUGUACAAAAGGCCAUUUCUCCUUAAAGUCGCAAUAAAAUCAAAACGGACAAUUCUUAUUUUUUAAUGUAAUACUGCAGUGUUUAUUAACAACAAUUUAUCCGUGCAAGUCAUUAUUUUUUUAUAAUUCAUGUGCCCUCAUAAACUUCUGCGGUCAAAAUCUGAUUCGACGAUGACGUCAGUUAGAUGGUUCGGGCGGGACAUCCGUUAACUCCGCCCCUCCAUCACACAAUCCACACCCACUAUUUUCUUCACAUGAUAUUUUCGUUUCACGUGCAUUGAAACAACCCCUAAGUAAAGUCGAUCGCGACUUCCGGUUCACAGGGACUUUAAUGCACAUCGUCCUGUUUUAUCUGACUGACAGCUUGCCUUUAAACUCGACUCGACUUUAUAGUGACCGAUGUUUUCGCAAUGUAGCGGUAACUUUACGUUUUGAUGGCCUUUAAGCAGUGCAUUGCCAGUUUUUAAAGAAACAAAAUCGUUACCGCACCGAUAAAGUUGGUAUCUAUAAGAGGGUUCUGUUUUUACUCAGAUGUAUGCCUUAAUGUAUGCAAUUUUUACGAAAUAAUAAUCAUUAUAGCAUGCCGAUGUAGUCAGGUUUAUUGCAAGGACAACCGAAAUCGCUGUACGAUAAACCACGCAAACACGUUCGCCUUUUAUUGUAUAGCAUAUGCUUGCUAACACUCUCACGUUUCUCUUUGUCCAACUUAACGUCACACUAAAAGUUAAGUAAACCAUUUAUCCAAUACAUUGACAGCAACGAAACUUAGGUUUUAUUUUAAACAAGGCAUUUGUCGUCUUCUCAGGAAAUACACUUCUACCUCUAGUUAAACAGAUUUGUUCAUCGUAGUGCUGUGGUCACAGUGCAUGUAACAUUUGUUCUACCUUUUUAUAAUAGUAAUACGAGAAGUUUCUCGGCACACGAGUUUUUUUAUUUUGUUUUAGUACGUUAUAUUUUUAUUUCUUCUUUUUUUAAAUCUGAAUACUCAUGUGAGUGCUGUUGAGUUUUUGCUUGCUUAGUUUGAAACCAAAUAGAAAAUUGCUUCUAGCACAAGAACCCCACCGAUGCGCCGUUGCGUGCAUUUUCACUUGUGCCGUUUUUUCUGAACUUUAAAUUGCGUAGUGUCGGCCUCUUGAUCGUAUCUCUUAGGGGUGAGGGACGAAGACAAUCCGAACCUAUUUAACCUAAUCUCUGUUUGUGUGAAUAAUUAACUUUAUUUUGAAAAGAAAUAUAUCGAGAUAUAAUUGGGGGGAGGGGUGUCCAAAGAAUGUCCACGAAAGUGCCGUUAUGGCCUGAAUAUCACGGAUUGACUCUUUAGAUUUUAGAUGAUCACACAACAACUGUACCUCCCGAUCUGAAUUACCUGUUAUAACACAACAAAUGUAGUUAGGAGCUGAUACUGACUGUUUCUUUUUUAAAAAGGAAGGUCUUAUGACUAAUUCUUUAAUUUUUAUAUGUUGUAAUGUUAUGGUAAUUCCGGAGCUUCAGUUUGGGUGUGUCUGUUUUCUGUUGUUUUAAACAUUAUGCUCUGUUUAAAAAAAAGUUCAUGUUGAGUUUUGUUGUCUCUUGAAGUUUACAUUUUAUAAUUGUCAAGCAUCAGAUUUUUCAAUGUUUGAUUUUUCACAUUUGAGAACUUCACUUGUAAACAAAGACAUUGAAAUACAAUAAAAUCUAAUUCU